Molecule: messenger RNA, 870 nt
Organism: Rotaria sp. Silwood2
Lineage: Eukaryota; Metazoa; Rotifera; Eurotatoria; Philodinida; Philodinidae
Source: the annotation of a GenBank genome assembly
AUGGCAGAAGCUGAUCCGCAAAAUGUUGACCAAUUAGAUCCAACGUAUAUGUAUUCACAACUGUUCAAAGAAUUCAUAUUAGAUAUUAAUGAAGAUGAUGCAAAACCCUUAAAUGAUUUGGUUUCCUACUGUCGUAGCAAAGGUAUUUCUGAAACAGAAUUACAGAACUUUCAACAAGGAUUCCAUCAGAAAUCACCAAUCUGGUGGUAUACUUCUGCAAAGUCCCUUCCCAACAUGCUCGAUCAAGCAUUACAGUCAUUGAACAUGGAGACCAUGACAAAAAUGGGCUUUUUCAUUCGCAGUUUACAUCGACAAUUAGAACAACUGUAUAACGAACAAUCAAAUACACAUUUGAAACCGUUUCUCGUGUAUCGUGGGCAAAAAUAUUCCCAGGAAGACUUUGAACAAUUACUGACUAAGAAAGGUGGAAUUAUCUCGUUCAACAACUUCUUGUUGACUAGUACGCAAAAAGAAGUAGCUAUGGAAUAUGUUCAACAUGCAUUGCAUAAACAUAGAAACCAUGUAUGUGUUCUCUUUAUUAUAACAAUCGAUCCGAGCAAAGUAUCAAUUCCAACUGUUCCAUUCGCCUUCAUUGACAAAUACAGUGCUAAUCCACAAAAACACGAAGUUCUCUUCUCAACACACACAGUUUUUCGUGUUGGUGAAAUUAAACAGAUGGCUGAUAACAAUCGCCUAUGGGAAGUUCAAUUGGCUCUUACAACAGCCAAUGAUUCAGGAAUGGCUGCACUUACUCAAGCCCUACGAAAGGAUAUCGACGGAACCGGAUGGAAUCGAAUUGCCAAACUAAUGCAGAGAGUAGGCCACUUUGAUCUAGCUGAAGAAAUUUACAAGAAUUUACUCAAUAUGUAA